AUGUCGUCGUCGUUGCUUGCUGAGAAGCGAUGUCUUCUUCUGAAACUGGCCAACGAGACAAGACCCAAGCAAUUCUUCGAGCUUAUAUGCGCAUUGGCGCCUGUAAGCUGUGCUCGGAUGACGACCGAUUCAUACAUGACCUUUCGAGAUAGACGGCAGCUCGAAGUUACGCCACCCAAUGACAUUUCAAGCUCAUGCAGCGAGACCCGACUGCCCAUGCUGAUCAAUUCCGAGGGCUGCUCCUCGGGAAUACAGCUUGUGCCCUUUGUCCGACAACCACGCCGCUGGGAACGUCAUCUCUGCGAUGCAGCGUAG
Molecule: messenger RNA, 315 nt
Organism: Pseudozyma hubeiensis SY62
Lineage: Eukaryota; Fungi; Basidiomycota; Ustilaginomycetes; Ustilaginales; Ustilaginaceae
Product: 5-oxoprolinase
Exons: 1
Coding region: 1-315 (104 amino acids)
Source: RefSeq, a predicted model, not a curated record